AUGAAGUGGGCUUAUGAGGAUAAGGUUUAUGUUCUUAUUCUGUUCUGGUGGAUAUUCGGCAAUUGCGCCUACGGUCUUAUCGAUGGUUAUGAAGCUUCACUGUACGAUAUGAUGAUGGUGGAAGAGGGUACCGAGGAAAACUAUAAUGGAACAGUGUAUGCUAUUGCGCAACUUAUUGCUACCAUUAGUGCCUUGUCUGUAGCAGUGCCUCGAAUACUGAAGGUUGCAUAUCACCAUCAACACGUUACUGUGGGCAGUCUGGGCCUCUGGUGUAUCCUGGCCCUAACGCUGAUGGUUUGGUAUCCUCGUAUCCUCCCGAUGUGUAUUGGUUUCAUCCUAUACUACCUUGGUUAUCAUUUCAUCAACGCCUUCGUCAGCGCGGAGACGGGUCGUGUCGUUAACAAGCAUAUGAAAGAGGAAGGUAAUGUCAACUCUGGCUGUUAUGCUAUCAUAGUCAUGUUCAACAAUCUUACUGCAUACAUCCUGUCAACUAUCCUUUCCCUCAUCAUGUUUACUUGGUUUCAAAUCGAUCUUCGCACUGUCUAUAAGAUACUGUGGAUCUUUCAACUUUCUUUCCAGGCGGUUUUUAUGAUCCUGGCUACAGUAUUAUAUUUCUGGUCCAAGAGACAUGCUACUGCUUGCGAUGUUGAAAUCGCCAAAUGA
This is a messenger RNA of Perkinsus marinus ATCC 50983, 663 nucleotides long. RefSeq lists its product as hypothetical. Gene Ontology annotation, molecular function: vitamin transmembrane transporter activity. Gene Ontology annotation, cellular component: plasma membrane. The transcript has a single exon. Bases 1 to 663 code for a protein of 220 amino acids. Gene Ontology annotation, biological process: transmembrane transport; vitamin transport. The record is from RefSeq and is a predicted model, not a curated record. Lineage: Eukaryota; Perkinsozoa; Perkinsida; Perkinsidae.